Athene cunicularia (burrowing owl) is the source of this 2718-nucleotide messenger RNA. It is a transcript of the gene PTPN22, whose product is annotated as protein tyrosine phosphatase, non-receptor type 22. Gene Ontology annotation, biological process: negative regulation of T cell activation; positive regulation of defense response to virus by host; positive regulation of CD8-positive, alpha-beta T cell proliferation. Gene Ontology annotation, molecular function: non-membrane spanning protein tyrosine phosphatase activity. The transcript has 21 exons. Bases 1 to 2340 code for a protein of 779 amino acids. The record is from RefSeq and is a predicted model, not a curated record. Lineage: Eukaryota; Metazoa; Chordata; Aves; Strigiformes; Strigidae. Gene Ontology annotation, cellular component: cytoplasm; nucleus.
AUGGACCAGAGGGAGAUUCUGCUGCUAAACCUGGAAAGGGCCCAAGGCAAGAAGCUCAACCGAGAGCAGUUUGUAGAAGAGUUUUUGAAGCUGAAAAGGCAGUCAACAAAGUACAGAUCGGAUAAAAUCUACCCUACAGCAGCGUCUGAGCAACCAGAGAACGUCAAGAAGAACAGAUACAAGGACAUCUUACCCUUUGACCACACCAGAGUGGAGCUCUCCCUGAUCACGUCAGACACAGACUCGCAUUACAUCAACGCCAACUUCAUCAAGGGCGUCUAUGGGCCAAGAGCAUACAUUGCAACCCAGGGUCCUCUCCCCACUACUGUCAUUGACUUUUGGAGGAUGAUUUGGGAGUAUAAAGUCCUGAUUGUGGUCAUGGCUUGUAUGGAGUUUGAAGCGGGAAAGAAGAAAUGCGAGCGGUACUGGGCAGAGGCGGCCGGCCCUCCCCUGCAGUGUGGCCCUUUCGGCGUCGCCUGUGAAGCUGAAGAGAAGAAAAAUGAGUAUGUAAUUAGGACUUUACAGGUGACCCUGAAUGAGGAAACCCGCACCGUCCACCAGUUCCACUACAGAAACUGGCCGGACCACGACGUCCCCUCGUCCAUCGACCCCAUCCUGGAGCUCAUCGGCGAGAUCCGCUGCUACCAGCCGGACGACAGCAUCCCCAUCUGCAUCCACUGCAGUGCCGGCUGCGGGAGGACGGGCGUCAUCUGCGCCAUCGACUACACCCAGAAGCUGCUGAGGGACGGGAUUGUUCCAGUGAACUUCAGUAUUUUCAGUCUGAUCCAGGACAUGCGCACGCAGAGGCCUUCCAUAGUGCAGACCAAGGAGCAGUACGAGCUGGUUUAUGAUGCAGUGAUCGAGCUCUUCAAAAGGCAGAUUAAAGCCCUGGAUGCUCCAGAAGAUUCUGCUGCUUCACAGGUACAAACAAAGCGUCCUGUAGCCGAGCCACUUCUGACUUCAGUGGAAGAUAUUUAUUCUCUGAGAUUGCUAACCUGCUCAGAGCAAGAACGGGACGUGCAUCGAUGUCUUCCCCCAGUGGCACGAGGCAAGGCGCCGCCGCCCUCGCUGUCUGCCGCGGGAGGCCCGGCCAUCAGACAGGCCAUCUCCUUCGGCACGCUGAGCUUCAUCAGCUGCAGAAAGGCGGCGGCGGAGGAGUGGGGUGCUGGGGACGCUCUCCAGAAGCACCGCAGUUUGGAGUUCAGCAGCAUCUCCCCUGAGCAGCUGCUGCGGCCCCCGGAACCGAAGGGAGGCGGCAGGAGGGGGCUGCGCGGCAGAGCCCCUCUGACCCGGGCUGCAUCCACCCCCUUCGUGCUGGCUCAGCGAGGAGAAGGCCGGGAGUGGGAUGGCGGGGAGGCAAACCCUGGUUUGAGUUCACAGUUGCCCAGUGCCUGUUGCUCGAGCUUUCAGGUGAAGACGCAGGACGGAGUUUCCCCUGUUGAGCUGAACCGCUCCAGGCGCGAGGCUGACAGCCCCCCCGGCCGCAGGAGCCGCGGGCAGUGUCCUUACCCUUACGUCUGCUCCGCAGAGGACCCCUACUUCUCGUCGCUCUCUCCAGAUGAGCCCAUGUCCCUGGUGUUUGCCGAGGACCUCGCGGAGGGGCAGGCUGUUCUCCUCCCUUGCGCCGCGGGCGCUCCCCUGCAGCCCGCCCUGGCCAGCUCUCCGCCAGCCCGGCCCGUGUCCCACCGCGCACCCCGGCUGCAGGCCCAGGGUUCCUCCUCCCCGACCGCCCUGCCACAGCCAGAUGAUGAUGAUGAUGAUGAUCCUCCACCCCUGCCCGAGCGAACCCCCGAGUCCUUUAUUGUGGCCAGUGAAUCUGGACAAUUUCCUCUGGCCACUUCUGAUUUUCAGCUUCCAGCCAGAAACACAAAUUCCGGAAUCUGUUUGGAGUGGAGUGGUGAGUCCCACUCCGAGGUGUUCAAUGACUCAGUGAGACUGAGACCGUGUAAGAGUGUGAAGCUUCGGAGCCCACAAACAGAGACAACCCGGGAUCGCUCUAACUCUCCUCCCCCGCUUCCUGAAAGAACCCCAGAAUCAUUUAUUCUUGCUGAUGCUGCAUGUCUGCAGCCUGCUGCGAGAAACUCUAUGACGGGUCCUCCGAGCUUGGAGAAAAGCGGUUCGGAAAAUUUGUCCAGAGAGCCUAUGAAACGCUUCAGGAGAAGCAAGAGCUUGAAAAUAUUGAAAAAUGUGAAAAAGAGCAUCUGUAGUCCAUCUGCACCAACGCACCCACCAGAAUCUGCCCCUCCAAACCACUCGAGGUCCUUCCUUAGCUUUGGCUUUGCAAAUCGAUUUUCAAAACCUAAAGGACCAAGAAAUCCACCACCAGCCUGGAAUAUAUAGAUGUUUUACAGAUUUGGCGUUACAGAUUUGUGAAGUCCUUCUGAUACGCCUUGAGCGCUCAUCCCAGUAAGGUUUCCAUCAAAAUAAACACAUCAGAAGCUAUUGCACAGUAUUUGCAGCUCAGGCACUACUUACACAUCCUUCAUCAACCAAAGUUUUAAAGAAGAAUAUAGAAGUACCAGCAGCUAAGCACUUUCAGUUCAUUCACAACAUGAUGGAAACUAAAAACGGGAAUAGGUAUUUUAUCCUAAGGAGAGAGACAUUUCAGUUGUGCUUUGGAACGUAUUCACUUCAAAAGGAUGGAUGUGAGCGUUCUGAACCAGGCGUGUGAACUGGCACCGACCCAGCCGGGACUGACUGACCUGGAGAGCAGCGCAG